This is a messenger RNA of Scaptodrosophila lebanonensis, 1037 nucleotides long. RefSeq names its product aminoacyl tRNA synthase complex-interacting multifunctional protein 1 (gene AIMP1). The transcript is spliced from 2 exons. NCBI's taxonomy places the organism in Eukaryota, Metazoa, Arthropoda, Insecta, Diptera, Drosophilidae. Gene Ontology annotation, molecular function: tRNA binding. The record is from RefSeq and is a predicted model, not a curated record. The coding region runs from base 16 to 978 and encodes 320 amino acids.
UCCGCGAUUUUGAUAAUGUUUCGAGGCAUAUUUGCAUGCGGAUUUAAAGAAUACUUAUUCACCAGGUCUAGUGCAGUAGUAGAGAAAAUCAGGAUGGCUGCUUUACAACAAAUUGUGGAAAACAACCAACGUGCCCAGGCACUUAUUGAUUCCAUGCAAGGAGAGCUAAAUUCUUUACAAAAGGCAAUUGUAGCGCGCAAAAAAAAGGAGCUGGCCAGGGAGAACGAGGAGUUAACGAAAGAAGUGGAGGCAGCAUUGGCUCAAUUGAUUCAGCUGGAGCUAAAGAAUGGGAAGAGGCAAAUACCGGUGCCUGGAUUAGUACGGGGAAUGUGCACCAAAGUACCACUACCCUCCGAAAUUGCCAUACCUCCAGCUUUAAGUGCUGCUACGCUAGCACCAACAAAAGAAGUAAAAGGGGCCAAAGAGAAGAAACCUAAAGAAAAAAAAACAGCAAUUGAAAAGGUCGUAGCCACUGCUGAGGCACCUGUUGAUGUGUCUCGCUUGGACAUGCGCGUUGGGAAAAUAGUCGAAGUAGGUCGUCAUCCAGAUGCCGACAGUUUGUAUCUGGAAAAAAUUGACUGUGGGGAGGGAAUAUUACGUACUGUUGUAUCGGGAUUGGUUAAAUUUAUUCCCCUAGAUGAGAUGCAGAAUCGAAUGGUUGUGGUACUGUGCAAUUUGAAGCCAGCCAAAAUGCGUGGCGUCACAUCUGAAGCCAUGGUCAUGUGUGCUUCAACACCCGAAAAGGUUGAAGUCCUGAGCCCACCUCCUGGUGCUGUGCCCGGAGAUUUGGUGCAUUGCGAAGGUUACUCACGUCAACCCGAUGCGCAACUGAAUCCCAAAAAAAAGGUAUUCGAAACAUGUGCUCCAGACCUGAUGACCAAUGGUGACUUGGUGGCAUGCUACAAGGGUGCAUCUUUGCACGUACCUGGCAAAGGCCCAAUUGUCUCACAAACAUUAAAGAAUGUUAAUGUUAAAUAGGUCCAAUUUAUAAAAUAUAUUCUCUGUGUGUCCAUUCUACUUCUUCCAUUAUACAUUGA